AUGGCUUCUAUUCUCCGCAAGCUCUUCCGACGCAAGAAGCAGCCCCCGCUGGUCUGUGCCGUGAACCUAGACGCCGAAGGAAACCCUGUUGGCGAGCAUCCCGACCAUGUGCAUACGGAUGCCUGCUUCAUCAGCUUUGAGCCUCUUGCUGUAGCGGAGCUUUUCCAGUCGCAGUCAUGCCAGUCAUGCCCUCCAGCUCUGCCCGGCAUCCACGCCGCUACUGCAGACCCUAAUGUGCUUCUCCUGACCUAUCCCGUUACCCUCUUUGACCACACAGGAUGGAAAGACACCUUUUCGAGCCUCACCAACGACGCCCGACAGCGGGCCUAUGCCAAGCGGUGGGCUCGCACGAGCCUGUUCACCCCUCAGGUUGUUGUCAAUGGCGUCGCUGACGGCAGUGGCCGAACCAAGGAAGAGAUCCAGCAAAUCAUCCAACAAGGCAGAGACAUCCAAAAGGCUCGUGACUGGCACAUUUACGUGGAUGCAAACGAUACCGAAGUCCGUGUCGACACCGACAAGCAAGAGGCACCUCCCCACGAAGUCUCCCUCGUUGUUUAUGCCAACACGGACCAGACCGUCAAGGUUGGCAAGGGAGUCAACAAAGGCAAGAAGAUUAACCACCGCAACGUCGUUACCUCUGUAACGAAGAUUGGUGACUGGGUUGGAGGGAAUGGAACUUGGUUUCUGCCCACGCCGAGAAGUGCCUUGGCACCUGAUCAGGGUGCGGCGAUCAUCAUCACGGAGGGUGGUCUUGGAGGACCGAUUAUCGCAGCAGCCAAGAUUUAG
This is a messenger RNA of Trichoderma virens Gv29-8, 786 nucleotides long. RefSeq lists its product as uncharacterized. Lineage: Eukaryota; Fungi; Ascomycota; Sordariomycetes; Hypocreales; Hypocreaceae. The transcript has a single exon. Bases 1 to 786 code for a protein of 261 amino acids. The record is from RefSeq and is a predicted model, not a curated record.